Cyprinodon tularosa is the source of this 1199-nucleotide messenger RNA. RefSeq names its product cyclin-dependent kinase 2 interacting protein. The record is from RefSeq and is a predicted model, not a curated record. The transcript is spliced from 6 exons. Bases 475 to 1104 code for a protein of 209 amino acids. Lineage: Eukaryota; Metazoa; Chordata; Actinopteri; Cyprinodontiformes; Cyprinodontidae.
GCUCACCACCUACCACCGGAAGUAGUAGAAGAAGAACAAACUAAACAAACUAAUGUCCAUAAAGUCUAGUUUCUCUGACAUUUUAGUGUCUCUUAGCUGCAGCUUGAGGGCGGAUGUCUGUGUAACAACUGAAGGGUCGCUGCGUGAAAGAGCAAGAGGACCGGAAGACAGAAGGAAUCCCAAACCCAGCGUGUGUGAAGCCAGGGCCAACGGGUGGACCUUGAUCUCCAUCCAUCUGGACCAACCAAGAAUACGGUGAUCAUCAUGAAGUACUACGAACUGUGUCCUCACUGUGUCUACGCAGCCAUCACCAUGUAAUGUCAGUAAAGCCCAGUGGAGCUUCCGAUCCGAUCCCGAUGUUGACCUGAUACAAUCUGACACUUUUAAUACUUAUUUAUUAGUGUGGGAUUAAUAUUUGGUUUGAUCAACUGGUUUCACUCAGAAAAUCAGCAGGUGACCCCCGCUGACGCACCGAUGACCUCAUCCAACAGCAAGUUCUCUGCCGUCACAGGAAGUUCUCGAAAGGUCGCAGACAAUGCGGCCGACUGGCACAACCUGAUGGUGAGGUGGGACAAGCUGAACGGCCGUGGAUUCCAGCUGGCAACAAACAUCGUCAACAUGAGGAGAUCUCAGACUGACCGUCGGCCUCCGGAUGACGUCCCUUCAGCUUCCACAUCUCAGUCGUUCCCUCCAGCGGUGCAGCAGCACACAGCCGCAGCAGCAGACCUCCAGGAAGAAUGCUCCAAAAUACAGGCUGUGGUGGACCAGAUGGUGGUCGUCGUGGAGAAGAUGGAGCGCCUGACGGCCGUUCAGAAGGGACUCCAGGAUCUGGAGGAGUUUCAGUUUGGUCCUGAAGGCAGAGCGUCGCCUCUCUGUCACAGCUGGAGGACUAGAGAGUUCGUGGAUUCUGCUCAGGUUCUGUUGGCCGCCUUCAGUCAGGAGCUGAAGUUGAAGCAGGUGGUUCUGCAGGAGCUGGCCCACACCGCGUCCGCCGACCUGCAGCUGGUCUACCUGUCCUGUUGGCUCCACCAGCCCUACAUCCCCCCCCAGAGCAGGCUGACUCUGGAGGCGCUGCUGCUGGAGACGGGGCACCGCCCACUCUGAGGCCCCACAUCACUGGGACCAGCAUCUUUUACUGGGAUGUCUGAAUAUGGAAAUAAAACUGAAACUGCUGCAAUAAAUAAAUGUUUUCACCUUUA